AUGUCCAAUAAAAGUAUUUUAAAAUCGACACAAGAGAGACUCCAUGAUGAGAAUGACAGUUAUGGCAUGAAUAAUAGUAAUAAUAAUACUCUGCCCAGUAUGGGGUUCUCGAAGGUAGACUUGCUGGAUGGCAAUAAUACGACUUCCAAUAUAAAUACAUCUGGUAUGCAGAGUAAGUUGAACCGAAGGGUGUCAUUUGCACCAGAUGUCACAUUACACAGCUUUGAUUUUGUACCUGAACAGAGAUUGAAAGUAAGAGAACCACGUCGUAGGAUCCCAGUUGAAUUGUUGCCGACAAGUUCCCAGGAGUUAAAUACAGAUGUAAAUAUGGUCACUUCUACACAACAACCUGAUAUGAGUCUCGACUUAACAGAGCCUGUUCGUGCUGCAGUUCAAAUUAGUUCAAAUCGUGAGAGUAAUGGUGACGAAUUCACUAUGGAAAUGACAGAGUUAUUUGUUCAAGAUAAUGGGGAAUUAGCAGAAAAAUUAGGGGAUAAAGACAUGCUUGUAGAUGAUAAAUUGAAUGAAACAAUGGAUUUCACAAAGCCAAAUGGAAUUGUCGAAGAAUUUCAACAGACCAUUGACACUGCCUCGUCGUUAGAGCAGAAGAAAACAGAUAACAAUAUUACAAUGGAGUUUACAGGGGUAUUUAAUGAACGUGGAAAUACAGAGGAACAUCAACUUUCAUUCCACGAAGUAAACGCUGUUUCUCAAGGUGAAGCAUUGGAAAUGACAGAAGUAUUUAGCGCAGCUACGUCAAAACUUGCCGCUACCAAUGAAGUUACUACAGCAGAAAACGAUGAUUCAGAUAUGGAAAAAUCGAUAUCGGUAGCCAUGGAUUUUACAAUGGUCCAACCCAAUCUCCAAUCGCCAACAAAAUUGGACUCAAAAAGAAGAAAACUUGCUGAGGAUGGUGCGUAUGCUACUAAUGAUACUUCUGAGCCUCCUGUACUCUCAGCUUCAGUACCGUUGGUUGAUUCACAAACUGAUGAUAUUGUUUCGGAUAUUGAAAGAAUGUCUCCUAUCGCAAUGAGUUCAUUAGAACAUGAAAUAUCUUUAAAUAAACCCAUAAUAGUGUCCCCCAAUGCAAAAAUCGUGGAAACGAAAGAAACAACUGAUAACCUUGAAUCCAAUCGUCAUUCAAUUAAAGACUUUCUGAGAGAAUUAAAUCUUGACUUCGAUCAAUACAACACCGUCAGCGGAGAAGAAAAACAGGAUAUCAUUUUUAAACUAUCACAAUUAUCAGAAACCAAUGGAGUACCCAUCAAUCAGCUUUAUAAUUUUUUUUACAUUGAUACACCAAUAUUUGAAAUGAAUACUUUUAUUAUUACCGAGCUAUUGAAGAAAAUCUCUAAUUCUAAAAGCAUAUUAGAUGAUUUGGAUAAUCAGACUAUCAGUAACCCCCCACCAAUUAUUGCAGAAUACUAUGCAUCUGAUUUAUCACAUAAACAAUCCAUCAGUCAAAAAAUGUUAACUAUAAAGAACUAUUCUGGGUUACUUGCACAACGUGGUUGGUAUGAAUGGCGCAUCCAACAUUUGUUGGGUUUACAAAAUGUGCUUCAAGAAAAUAUUACAAUAUUGAAUGAAGAACUGGAGAAAAUAUCUGAAGAUUUAGAAAAUGUCAAAAACAUUAAAAACAGAACAGAUUCUAUUAGAGCUUCAAUUAGACGUGAGAUCAGACUUUUGAAGGAAUUACCAGCGGCAAAAUAUAAUAAGGAAUCAACUUUGAAUGAUAAGAUCAAUAUUGAAAACUUGAAGCAAGAACUAAUGGCGAAUGGCAUUAAACUAGAAGAAUAUACAACUUUGAAGACAAAGAAGGAGGGACUAUUACUAUAUGUUAAGGAAAUGAAUGACAAAAUUACAUCUGUUAGAAAAGAGAUUUCUGCUUUAGCAGCAGACACUAUGAAAGGGAAAGUAUUCACUACAUAUGAUAUUUCGAGACUAAAAAUGAAAUUCUCUUUAUUACAAAAUAUUACUAACGUUAAAUUUGUAUCUAUGGUUAAUUCAACAUUACAAAUUAAAUUAAAUAUUAAAAUGUUUCCUGUAAUUAAUGUUGAAAUGAGGAACUUCCAAAUUACCCAAAUAACUGAAAAUAUUUACUUAGAAGAAGGCUCUGAUCCAUUUAUUUCUCAAUAUGUUAAUCAAUUAUCAUCUGAAAUUGCCUUAAAAAAUAAUAAGGCUACAUUGAUGGAUGUAUUAUCAAACUUACUAAAACAAUUAGAAAGUGAUUCAACGUUUUUGAAACAAUAUAUAUCCUUCCAAUUGUUAUACAAUAUAAAACUUGUGGAACAUAUGGGUGUAUUUCAUCUAUUAUUCGCUAAUUAUGAUGUCAAAACAGAUAACAAGAUGAGGUUUCUAAUUCCCGCUAGGGAAUUUAUCAAUCUUGGUUCAAAUAAUAUGGGUAAAUUGAAUAUUAAAUUUGAAGCCAUAAGAGGAGAAGCAUAUGGAAAAGAUGAAGCAUUGGCACUAUUUAUUAAAAAAAUUAACAGGAGUUUACCUUGGAUAAAUGAUACAAAGGUUAACUUACUAUAUCUCUAA
This is a messenger RNA of Tetrapisispora phaffii CBS 4417, 2538 nucleotides long. RefSeq names its product kinetochore-microtubule binding complex subunit SPC105 (gene SPC105). Lineage: Eukaryota; Fungi; Ascomycota; Saccharomycetes; Saccharomycetales; Saccharomycetaceae. The coding region runs from base 1 to 2538 and encodes 845 amino acids. Gene Ontology annotation, biological process: mitotic sister chromatid biorientation; mitotic spindle assembly checkpoint signaling; protein localization to kinetochore. The transcript has a single exon. The record is from RefSeq and is a predicted model, not a curated record.